CUUGGAGGAAACCAACUAAGCGGUUUUCACCAGCAUCGCGUUUCUACGCUCCUCUCCCGGAACAUGGCGACGAAUUCGCAGAGCACUCUGGAUGAGGUAGACAAGGACGGCAACGUCAAGCGCACGGAGAGCACCUUCCGGGGAACCGUCAGCAGCUCCGACCCGGUGCAUAAGCCGGAGGCUGGCCGCUACCACCUGUACGUCUGCAACGCGUGCCCGUGGUCUCAACGCGCGCUCAUCGCCCGAGCACUGAAGGGGCUCGAAGGCGUGAUUGGCGUGUCGGCGACUCACCCAACCUGGCAGAAGACCCUCCCCGACGAUGACAACGACCACCACUACGGCUGGGCGUUCGCGAGUCCAGACGACCCCCCGUUCGUACCCCCGGGGGGAUAUGGUUCGGUGCCUUCUGGGCCCGGCGCCAUCCCUGACCCCCUCCACAGCUUCAAGACCGUGCGGCAGAUCUACGACAUGGCCGUCGGACCGGGGAAGAUGAGCAAGUAUACGGUGCCCAUCCUCUGGGACGAAAAGACGAAAAAAGUGGUCAACAACGAGUCAUCGGAGAUCAUCCAGAUCUUCAACACGGCCUUCAACGACGUGGAAGGCGUGGGAAACCCGGGGCUGGACCUCGCCCCCCAGACGGACCAGGAGAGAGCGUGGGCGGAAGAGGUGGACGACUGGCUGUACAACGAAGUGUGCAAUGGCGUCUACAGGUCGGGUUUCGCGAAGACUCAGGGAGCGUACGACGUGGCCGUCACCAGCCUAUUCGCCCACCUGGACAAGCUGGAGCAGGUUCUGUCGACGCGGCGAUACCUGGCCGGGGAUCGGGUGACGCUGUCGGACGUGAGGGUUUUCCCGUCCCUGGUGCGCUUCGACGAGGUGUACAACGUUUACUUCAAGUGCAACAAGAAGCGGCUCGUCGACUACCCCAACAUCCUCAACUACGUCAGGGACCUGUACCAGAGCUACCCGGAGGGCUUCGCAUCUACCACAGACAUGGACCACAUCAGGAAGCACUACUACACGUCGCACGCGGCGCUCAACACCUACGCCAUCGUGCCCGUAGGGCCCAACUUUCUCAAGACCCUGACGGAGCCCCACGACCGCGACAGGACGUUCUGAGAGCGUCCGAGCUUAUCAAGCGUCUCGUUUUCUUGCGCUGUUCGGUAGACCAUGCCGUCGUCUGUCGUCCUCGAGGAUAGAAAACGUUUGCGAUAUCCAUUUUGUACCAUAUUAAAUGCAGUAGAAAGAAAAAUUGGUCUUCAUGUUUGAAGCACUCUCUUCGGAUUUUCUGGAGGCCGAAAAUGAGAGGUUUCAGUUUCGGGGGGUACUUCCACAGCUGCCUAAAGGUAGCAGUCAGUUUCCCUUUCUAUGCUAGCAGUUACUGUUUUGAGGGGUACACACGGGCCCUCUUCACAGAACGAUUUGAGAAGCGAUUCGAAUUCAGGGAUUUUGUUUUUCUUUGUGUUCGCAGUCAAACUCGAAGAAACUCGUCGAGUUCAUGAAUUGGCCAGAUAAGAGGACGGGGGAGAGAAACAUCUGAAGUAGCAGCCCCCAAGACCGCGAAAAAGAACCUUACCUAGUGCUCAAUACGAUUUGCUCCUGUUUCAAAUCUUCGCAGUUAGUUGAACGAAGUAGCACGCUGCGGCAAAGACUAGAGUAGGAGCUCAUGGCACGGAAGAGCUGCGAAUGACGUGAAGCUGGCUGCUCGGCGUGUGCCCGUAUAUUUUAUACGUACGUAAGUUACGCGAACUCGGGCGGGCCCAUACUGGCGGACACCAAGUAUAUCUACUGGUGGAGUCGCAGUGUUGGUUGGGGUUUAGUACGUGAAAAGUGACAACUCGGAAGUGCUGUGUGUGGCUCCACCGAUCAGGAUAGAAGGUGUUGUGUGGUCAGAAAGCGGCGAGCAAAAAGUGCUGCUCCUCCUCUAGAACGACCAAACACGUUUGUGUGCUGCCUCUGGUAUUCGGUGUUGUUCAUGGUCCGGUUUUUGCAGCUUUCAUGCGCGGAACCGUGGUGGGGAUAUAGAAAUUUGGUGUAGGACUGCCUUUUAUUACGUGUUCAUCCCUGUGUGUUU
Molecule: messenger RNA, 2074 nt
Organism: Ectocarpus siliculosus
Lineage: Eukaryota; Phaeophyceae; Ectocarpales; Ectocarpaceae
Source: the annotation of a GenBank genome assembly